GUUUUGUUGUUGUUAAUAAGUCAAGUGAUCGAGCGGCGUCGCGGGCAGGGGGCAGGCAGGCCACUACUAGUACUAGUAGUAGUAAAAGAUCUAGCGCCGCAUACACCACCACACGAGACGAAGCAGCAGCGGAGAGGGGCCUCUCGUCGGCGACGCACGCCGGCCGGAGGAGGACGACGGCGACGGCGACGGCGAGGCUUCCGCUCCAACCAACCAACCAAAUCACAACCGCAUCCACCGGAGGGAUUCCCUCCAGAUCGCCAUUCGAUUCGCUGCUGCUGCUCCGCCUCGUCGUCGCCGUCGUCGAGUUCGUCUCGCAAUCGCCUCCUCCUCUCCCCCUGGGCCGUGCUUAGGAGUAUCUUCCUCGCGACUGUGGGUUAGUCCUCCUAGUGGGUUUAUGCAUGACAGCCCCUGCAGUCCUUCCAAAUGAGUUAGAAGGGAUCUCCCGUUCUCAAAGAGUAGAGCUGUUCCGAGACGCUAGUUGCAAUAUCGAAAAGGAGGUACUGUCCAGUUUAGCAAAUGGCCAAGAUUCUCAUGCUUCUGGAACAAACCCUGGCUUCAGAGUUGGAGAGAUCAGGCUCUCCAACAGGGAUAUUUAUUUCGGCACAUUAUUGGGGAACACACCAGAGGGUUCAGGGAGGUAUGUCUGGUCAGAUGGUUGCACUUACGAUGGUGAGUGGAGGAGAGGGAUGAGGCAUGGGCAAGGAAAGACAAUGUGGCCAUCUGGAGCCACCUACGAGGGUGAGUACUCUGGUGGCUACAUUUAUGGUGAAGGCACAUAUACCGGGUCUGACAACAUCGUCUACAAGGGAAGGUGGAAAUUGAAUCGUAAGCAUGGACUUGGAUGCCAGACGUACCCUAAUGGAGACAUGUUUGACGGUUCUUGGAUUCAGGGAGAAAUAGAAGGCCAUGGCAAGUAUACGUGGGCAAAUGGAAACACUUACGUUGGCAAUAUGAAGAAUGGCAAGAUGUCUGGGAAGGGAACUCUUACUUGGAAAAAUGGGGAUUCAUAUGAAGGAAACUGGUUAGAUGGCAUGAUGCACGGGUAUGGAAUCUAUACAUGGAAUGAGUGUGGGUAUUAUGUUGGUACUUGGACCAAGGGACUGAAGGAUGGGAAAGGCACAUUCUAUCCAAAAGGUUGCAGAGUUCCUGUUAAUGAUGAGCUCUACAUCAAUAAUCUAAGAAACCGAGGUGUGCUGCCUGACAUUAGAAGGCAGAAUCACGGCUCACGCAUCCUUCACUCUUCUUCGGUUGACAUGGGGAACAUGAAGGUUGGCUUAACUCGGGAAUCUUCAGGUCCUUCAUCUAGAAGGAACUCAAGUGAGCAACCUCAUUCGAAAAAUGUAUCCUUGGAAAGACGGUGGAGCCUUGAGGUGGCCAUUGAAAAAUUCAUUGGCCAUGACGCAACUGGAAGCUCUGGCCUAGAAAGAUCUGAAAGCAUUAAUGAUUCUGAUCUGCCUAUGCUGGAACGGGAAUAUAUGCAAGGUGUUCUAAUCAGCGAGGUAGUACUUGACAGGAGUUUUUCGGAUUCGUCCAAGAAGGCAAAACGGCGCCAGAAGAAAAUUGUUAGGGAGACAAAAAAGCCAGGAGAGACAAUAAUUAAGGGUCACAGAAGCUAUGAUCUUAUGCUCAGUCUACAGCUUGGAAUCAGGUACACGGUAGGAAAGAUUACGCCCAUUCAGAAACGUGAAGUCCGUGCUUCAGAUUUUGGUCCACGAGCAAGUUUCUGGAUGACCUUCCCCAAAGAAGGAUCACGACUUACUCCUUCACAUCCUGCAGAAGACUUCAAAUGGAAGGACUAUUGUCCCAUGGUUUUCAGAAAUUUGAGGGAGAUGUUCAAGAUUGAUGCUGCAGAUUAUAUGAUCUCUAUAUGUGGAAAUUCUGCACUUAGGGAGUUAUCUUCUCCAGGAAAGAGUGGAAGUGUCUUUUUCCUAUCACAAGAUGAUCGAUUCAUGAUCAAGACUCUUCGGAAAUCUGAAGUCCAGGUUCUUUUACGAAUGCUUCCAAAAUAUUACCAUCAUGUCCGUACUUAUGAGAACACCCUCAUAACUAAGUUUUUUGGCCUCCACAGGGUGAAGCCUUCUAGUGGUCAAAAGUUUCGCUUUGUUGUAAUGGGUAACAUGUUUUGCACGGAAUUGAGGAUUCAUCGGAGAUUUGAUUUGAAAGGUUCAUCCUUAGGCCGUUCUACUGACAAAAUCGAAAUUGAUGAGAACACAACUCUGAAGGAUUUGGAUCUUAACUAUUCAUUUUAUCUUGAACCUUCCUGGCGUGAGGCUUUACUUAAGCAGAUUGAAACUGACAGUGAAUUUCUAAGGACCCAACGGAUAAUGGAUUACAGCUUAUUGCUUGGUGUGCACUAUAGAGCUCCCCAGCACCUUCGGACGCGUGCAUCUUAUCAUCGAAGCAUGGCAGCAGAUAGAUUAACUGUUCUUUCAGAAGAAGACGCUCAGGAGGACGAUGCUUUCAACUACCCGGAAGGUCUAGUGUUGGUUCAAAGAGGUGGUGAUGAAAACAGUGUGGUUGUUGGCCCUCACAUAAGAGGUAGCCGUUUACGAUCAACAGCCGCUGGAUUUGCGGAAGUAGAUCUACUACUUCCUGGUACAGCCAGGCUGCAGAUCCAGCUAGGGGUUAACAUGCCUGCAAGGGCAGAGCAGAACCCUAAAGAAGAGGAAAGCAAAUCGUUUCGGGAGGUGUACGACGUGGUCCUUUACCUGGGUAUCAUAGACAUAUUGCAGGAGUACAACAUGUCAAAGAAGAUAGAGCAUGCCGUCAAGUCCAUGCAGUACGACUCCAUCUCCAUCUCCGCCGUGGACCCCCAGUUCUACUCGGAGCGUUUCCUCAAGUUCAUCCAGACCGUCUUUCCAGAAAAUUCAUAGUGCCCCAGCCAGCAGCCAUUGCGAUUAUUUCGUCCGCGGAUUGAUUCUCCUGCCUUGUGUUAUGACAUGAACUUCAUUCAUAGUGCCUCAGCAGCAGGUACUAAUUUUUUGCCGAGCAGCAUCCUCCUUGAAACGAUAUGGCACUGCGGGAUGGCAGGGAAAGCACGCGAAUUUAUUCUUUAGUUCUGAAGGUGCUGAAACUGAAAUGUGCGAAAGGCGGUCAUGGAGAACUGGAGAUGGGAGAGAAUUUGACGUCUUUCUCUUGAUGGAAGGAAGGCACAACCGCACAUGUCUAGGGCAAUGUACUACCGUCGGUGCCAUGUGCUUGUGAGCCUCUCUUGUUUGGGCACAACACAACAAAUCAGAAGCAAAAGCGCAGUGCACUCAUAUGUGCCAGAAAUAUAUUUUCCAUUCCAGAGUAUACUGUUAGUUGUAUAGGAUUACAGUGAAUUGCCACCUUGGUCUUAAUGUUGUAUGAAAGAUUUUUCACGUUUUUGUGAUAAUAUUUUUUUUUCGAUGAAGAUAAACGAACAUUGGCACGUAAUAUAGCCAAUGUGUACAUCAUGCUAUGCGUUUCUUACAUAUAUGUACGUCAUGCAGUGCGUCUGUUCCCA
Molecule: messenger RNA, 3490 nt
Organism: Oryza sativa Japonica Group (Japanese rice)
Lineage: Eukaryota; Viridiplantae; Streptophyta; Magnoliopsida; Poales; Poaceae
Product: phosphatidylinositol 4-phosphate 5-kinase 9
Biological process (GO): phosphatidylinositol phosphate biosynthetic process
Cellular component (GO): plasma membrane
Molecular function (GO): ATP binding; 1-phosphatidylinositol-4-phosphate 5-kinase activity
Source: RefSeq, a predicted model, not a curated record